GGAUGGCUUCCUCCUCGAAACCAAGCGGAGUGGUAGUUUGGGAGUGGGAAGAAAGGCCAGGCCUUUGGAUUCCUUACGAAGUGGACGUUGUCCGGUUCUUGGAAGAAAGUUACUUGAAACGUAGGGUGUCCCGGAACUCCACAGUGAAUUUGGGACAGAGUAAUCCUAAGUUAAACUACUAUGAAGUUGAUCUUGUCAAUAUGGAGCAACUGAAUGUUAGAUCAGGGAUGUUACGAAAGGUUCAGAGGAAAGUUUACUCAAGCAACUCUGUUCCGGGACAAGGAGUAAGAUGGGAGUGGUAUUGCGAUGUGAGGUGGAUGGCAUAUGACAUCCCUACAUCUGAAGUUAUUGAAAAACAGAACAGUUCUGGAAGUGGAGGCGUACUGGAUUUAACCAAUACACCAGUGGCUAUUCCAAAUGUUUUGAAUUUUCCUCUCAUGGUACAGAUAAAUAAGCAUACAGGUUUUCAACGGCGUGUGCAAAGAUUGACAGGUCAGAGGUACCCUUCGAAUGCAAAGACCCCAAAUGUUGCUGGAGCAUCACCAAAAAGGGGUCAUGUCAUCUCAAGUACUCAUAAUGGUCGCAUGGUUUCUGGUCACACCAAAGCUAAAAGUACAGCUACUCCAAGGAAAGACACAAAACCUGCCAGCAUUGUAAAGAAAACAAAGAAGGCUAAAGUGGAACAUGCCCAAGCUGUAGGUGCCACUGGCGGUGAUCCUCUGUCUGAAUUCUGCAAUGACUUGGAGAAAGCUCCAGAUGAGGUACACGUACUAUAGCUUGACAUACUUACAUGUAUAAGGAUAAUAUGUUUUUUCUUUUGUUUCUCUGCAUGUCAAGACUGGCAUUCUAGGCUGCCGGCAGUCUGUUUUUCUCUUGAAAUUCAGUAGAGGUUAUCAGGGUGAGAUGAAAUUCAAAAACCCUGCUUGCCCUUUGGGCAAGCUGUAAUUUCAUCUUACUAGCCCAAAUCUCUGAGGCGCUUGCCCGAAAUUAUUUUAUUUGGUAUCAGCAAAUCAAUUUAAUAUGGAAAAAUAAUGUUAAUUAAUAAUACGGAGGUUAGAUGAACUAAUUCUCUUUGAUUUCCCUUUUGAAUGAAACCUUAUACAAUAAAACAUUUGGAACUCUCAAUGAGUGCUUCCAGAAAAUAUCCAUACCCCCCAUGGAGGGU
Molecule: messenger RNA, 1165 nt
Organism: Orbicella faveolata
Lineage: Eukaryota; Metazoa; Cnidaria; Anthozoa; Scleractinia; Merulinidae
Product: putative E3 ubiquitin-protein ligase DTX2
Biological process (GO): Notch signaling pathway; protein ubiquitination
Molecular function (GO): zinc ion binding
Source: RefSeq, a predicted model, not a curated record